AUGUAUGCAACUCUGGGUACUGGAGAAGCUGGCAAGUCACAAAGGCUGACCGUGACCAUGAGCAGGCCAAGUGGGAGCCGGGGUCGUCAUGGCCAGGGGCCAAAAAGAGGGAAAGUUUCAAAUCAAUGCCUUGACCUCCAUGACCACGACGGUUCCAGUGGCGCCUCGGAUCAGGACACUCCGGCCCCUCUGCCGCACCCUGGGGCCGCCCCUUGGCCCAUGGCUUUCCCUUACCAAUACCCGCCGCCCCCACACCCCUACAACCCGCACCCGGGCUUCCCGGAGCUGGGCUACAGCUAUGGCGGAGGCAGCGCCAGCAGUCAGCACAGUGAAGGCAGUAGGAGCAGUGGCUCCAACCGCAGCGGCAGCGAUCGAAGGAAGGAGAAGGACCCGAAGGCAGGGGACUCCAAGUCAGGCGGCAGUGGCAGCGAGUCGGACCACACGACUCGCAGCAGCCUGCGUGGGCAACGAGAGCAGGCUCCCAGCGAGCGCUCAGGCCCGGCGGCCAGCGAACACAGCGACCGCAGUCACCACUCGCUGGCCAGCAGUCUGCGCAGCCACCACACGCACCCCAGCUACGGUCCUCCCGGAGUGCCACCGCUCUACGGGCCCCCCAUGCUGAUGAUGCCCCCGCCGCCUGCAGCCUUGGGGCCCCCUGGAGCCCCUCCGGGCCGUGACCUAGCCUCGGUGCCCCCCGAACUGACCGCCAGCAGACAGUCCUUCCGCAUGGCCAUGGGAAACCCCAGUGAGUUCUUCGUGGAUGUGAUGUGAGCAGGGCCCUCCCCAACUUCCAUCCUGCCCCCUCCCUGGCCGGCCAGCCCUUCUCCAU
Messenger RNA from Lepus europaeus (European hare), 829 nucleotides. RefSeq names its product segment polarity protein dishevelled homolog DVL-3-like. The record is from RefSeq and is a predicted model, not a curated record. Gene Ontology annotation, cellular component: cytosol. Gene Ontology annotation, molecular function: frizzled binding. Gene Ontology annotation, biological process: canonical Wnt signaling pathway. Bases 1 to 771 code for a protein of 256 amino acids. NCBI's taxonomy places the organism in Eukaryota, Metazoa, Chordata, Mammalia, Lagomorpha, Leporidae. The transcript has 2 exons.